AUGCCCCGCCCCCGGGGGCUGCCGCUGGUGGGCAGCACGCUGGAGCUGCUGGCGGCGGGCGGCUACACGCGCCUGCACGAGUUCGUGCACCGGCGCCACGCGGCGCUGGGCCCCGUGUUCCAGGACGCGGUGGGCCCGGCGACCGUGGUGUUCGUGUCGGACGCCAAGGAGAUGCGGCGCGUGUUCUCGCUGGAGGGCAAGCACCCGUCCCACGUGCUGCCCGAGGCGUGGCUGCUCUACAACCGGCUGUACGGCGCCAAGCGAGGCCUCUUCUUCAUGGAGGGCGAGGAGUGGUGGCGGUUCCGCCGCGUCAUGAACCGCCUGAUGCUGCGCUCGGACGGCGGCGGCGGCGGCGGCGGCGGCGGCGGCUUCGCGGCGCCCUGCCAGCUGGUGGCGCAGGCGCUGGUGGAAGACUGGGGGCGCGCAGGCUGCGCCGAGGUGCGGGGCCUGCAGGCGCAGCUCUACCAGUGGUCGCUCAGCGUGAUCCUGGCGGUGCUGAUGGGCGAGCAGUACAGUCGCAGUCGGCUCGCCAUGGAGCCCCUCGUCACCAGGUUCGCGGCCGUCGUGCAGCGCAUAUUCCAGGAGAGCUCCAAGCUGGCGCUGCUGCCGCCCAAGAUGGCCGCCGCGCUGCGACUGCCCGUGUGGAGGCGCUUCGUCGCCGUCGUGGACGAGGCGCUGUCCUCGGCCAACGAGCUGGUGACGGGCCUCAUCCCGCGCUGCCGCGGCUCGGACGGACUGCUGGGGGCGAUGCUGUCCGAGGACAUCGAGCACCCGGACCUGGUCAGGAUAGUCGCCGACCUCAUACUGGCCGCCGGAGACACCACGGCGUACACGAUGCAGUGGAUCCUGUACCUGGUGGCGCGCCACCCGGGGCUGCAGGAGCGGCUGCACGCCGAGGCGGCCGGCGCGGCGGGCCCGCAGCAGCUGCUGCAGCUGCAGCUGCCGCGCGGGGUGAUGCGCGAGGCGCUGCGGCUGUACCCGGUGGCGCCCUUCCUGUCGCGCUACCUGCCGCACGACUGCCAGCUGGGCGGCUACCCCGUGCCCGCCGGGCAACUGGUGGUGCUGUCGCUGUACACGAGCGGGCGCGACCCCGCCUACUUCCCGGAGCCGGCCAGCUUCCUGCCGCAGCGCUGGGGCAGGGACGCCGCGGGCGGCCAUCUUGGAGUCGCCAACCCGCACGCGUCGCUGCCGUUCGCCAUGGGCGCGCGCUCCUGCAUCGGCCGCCGCCUCGCCGAGGCGCAGAUCGUGCUCGCCCUGGCCGAGAUAGUGAAGAAGUACAAGCUGAGCCUGGCGGACAGCGCCCCCGUCGACAUGGUCAUGGAGAUGGUUUCCGUUCCUUCGCGGCCGAUCAGGUUGCUGCUGACCGAGAGGUGAGGAGGUCGCCACGAUCGGCAACGUUCGGCGACGGUCGGGCGGCGUUCGGCACCGACUCGGGAUCCAGACCUGGAAGACGCCACCGCCCUCCGCUUCGUCGUGCGAAUGCCACGUGACUGGGAGAAAAAACCUAGGACUAAAUAUACCAGAGACCAAUACCGAACAGUUCUACGCCAAGAGUGUGAAAAAUAACCUAGCGGCAAGAGGUGUAAUUACAAAUAUAUUUUACAGAUAAAUUGUCAAAUUAUAUAUACUAUUAUCUUGUGUCUAAUAUUAUUAAGUUUUUUUUUUUUUUACUUUAAGAACUGGAGGGAUAUAUCUCCCAUAAAUAUGUGUAACGAUUCAAAAACGUUUUUCCAAGAGAAAAUAAACUUAGUUUUGUUUUCAUAAUGUUGGUACCACAUAUAUGAAACAGAUGCAUUGUUCAUACUGAGCAUACCGUCUGCCAUCUAUUGGACUGACAUGACAACAUUGCCAGGUUUUCGCACAGAAUUCUUGGAGCUGUCCGGUAUUAGUAUCUAGUACAUUUGCUAGGACUUAACCUCGUCGGGUGCCCACGCCGGACCGAUCUCUGUCCCCUACAGCACAUUCGCAGGACUUCGGAAGAAUGUGCAAUUCCCAGACAAUCUUUCAAUUCAAAACUGAACGUAGUGGUUGGGUGCGGUCAGCCUUAUAGGAAAUACGUUACAAGUAUUCUUCGUGUGCCUCUGUUUAAGUGGAUCAAUGACUUCCCUUUUGACUUACAGACAACUGUAUUUCGCGGGAAACCUAAUAUGCUUGUUAGAAUUCAGCACUUUGUGUUAACGUUUCACACAGUUCCCUGUGCUAUUGGCUGUGCUCAGAGAGCGCACUUGAGCGGACCCAAUGCCGUGUGUCUAUGAUUCUCGUGAAAAUUGCCACAUCAUUUUGAACGUUAUCCUUCCAGCUGUAGCAGUAAACAAAAAAAAAAGCUUCACUGUUUUAAGAAAUAUGUUUGCAUGAAACGUUUUCGCUAAAUACAGGUAAGUCUGUUCACGACUAUGGGAAAGGAUCAACCGUAACGGAAAAAGUGAUUUUAACGGCAAUAUUCCAAGCGCAUGAUAUUUUUUUUAAACCCACGACAUUUUUUAGUCAAGCACCAUAUCAUGUCAUUGUUUUUCUGUUUCAUAUUUUUUAUUUGUUUUACUUAAUUGUUUUGUCUUUUAAUAUGUGUGUAUGUUAUAAGUGAUUACGACGUGUAAAUGAACGUCAGUAGGCUAAAAAAAAAUCACUUAGUUUAAAGAAACAGUAUUUUAUUUUCUUAGACUAGUUAUAUAUAGUAAGAUUAAGAUCUAAUGACCACGGAGAUAUGUGGGAGAAGGGGGAGCAAGCCAUUUUUGUAACUGUUCAUAAAUGAAGCGAAAUAUUACUUUGUUUUUAUUGUUUUUUCUUUGUGAAAUAUUUACUUGUGCUAUCUGUAAAUGGUUAAGUAUCAUAGGUAUGGCUGAUUUAACUUUAUAUUGUUGAGGUUGAUUAUUGGCUUAAAGGUUGGAAACCUUACACAGUUACAGUUUCACUGGUCUUGCCUUAAUGAAACCUUCUUGCAUUUUUUGAUACUUAAACUAUUAUUUUAAGUUCUAAUAGUUAGUUGCUUUAGAUAGUAAAUAAAUAUUGGUAAAAGUAUUGUAGUCUGUUGGAUAUUAUUCUUUAUGUGCUGAGUGUAAGUAAGGCUUACUCUAGAUUUGUGCCAAUCAUAUUUUAGCACUUGUUUUCCUUGCGAAUGUGAAUAUUUUCAAAUCACCUAGGGUCUAUAUGUCGCAAUUAAUUUUCGGUUUUAGAAGAUUUAAGUUUCUUUGUUUUUAAUUUUUAAAUUUGUAACAUGCCUUAAAUAACUAAAUCAUCUGUUACAUCACCAAUUAAACCAAUAUUUUAUUAAUAAUGUAUUUUCGGUCAACGCCCAGGAUUUAAAAGGUUUAAGAUUUCUGCAUCAUCCUAGAUUAUAAGGAAGAAUUAUAAUUUUCACUGUCAAAGUAAUACGGCCACAAGUCACAAGUAGUAAUUUAACAGGAGAGCGUUUUAAAAGUUCAGACAGUGUUUUUCAAGGAGGGGGUGGAGGAUUCAAGCCAUGUUCCAACAUAUAGCCUUGUUACUCUGUAAGAUUUAACAUCGCAUCACUUUACACACGUUUGAUCAAGUGGACAUAAUAUUACCAAAACAGCUAUAUAUUUUUAUACUUGAUUCUAUGACAACAUCGUUAUUUGACCAUUACUUUUUCAAAACUUAGUAAUGGGCUAAUUAAGUUGAAAAUAUUGACACACGUUCCUUCCAUUUGAAGACAUUAACUCUAUUAUGCAUUUUUCGAGUGUGUCCGUAUUACUUUGACAUUGUGCUAUGCACAAUAAGCUUCUUGCGGAAGAAAAUUUUCACGACAAAAAUUACUAUCGUGACUAAGGCACGUUUGUGUGCUAAUUGAGAACUGUAAACACAUAACAGGGUGUAAUUGAUUGCCACUCUUAGAAAAUGAGGGACUACUAAUUACAAAAAUCCAAGUAACCCACUUAAAAUAACACCAAAAAGUGAUUAUAAUAAACAAAUCUUAAUCACUGGCAGAUGUGUCAGAAAUUGAUUAUCUCCAUAGAAGUGGAAGAAAAUAAUCAUAUUCAUGUGAAAUCUGAUGCCUUAAUAUAAAUAGGCUAUAAUUUUUGUACAUAGGUACUAAAAUGGCUAGAAUUGUAGGAACUACCUUGUUCCUAUUACAAGACCACAUUACAGCAAACUCAACACACAACAUUACAUGUUGUAUUACUGUGAUAUUCGCUGUUGUAGGUCUUUUCAGGCACAUAACAACUACAUAUUUUCUAAUACUUAUUAUUAUUUUUGAGAACUAAACAUAAUAUAAUUAUCAGAAAACAUAUUUAAUUUGUAACCCUAAGUCAAGUCUUAUUUCAUGAAAUAUCUUUUAUUAAUGAAAGCAAUUAUUUAAUUGUACAAUGAAAAGAUAGUCCAUGCCAAGCCUUGCCUUAUACAAAAAAUAUGCCCACUGAUUACAAAGAAUUGUCAUUACAUAAUUUACUCUGAAGUAAAUGACCACUAAAUAAUUUUCAUAAAAAUGUUUUGAUGAUUUUGAUAUGUUUUAAUUAUUUAUGUGGUAUGUUAAAGUGCUUGUUACCAAUAAUUGUGCAGAAAACUGUAACUGUUGUGUAAGUAGUUUACUCGACUACUAUUGUUUAUAAAUUUAAUCUUUAAUGUAGCUGAUAGUUGUACUUGAAUGUUUGUACAUAGGUAAUGGUAAGUUCCUUUCUAUUAAAUAUAAUUUCCAAAGUGCAAAAAUAUUAAAUAUAUAAAAAUUUUUGUAACAGUGUGAACCGAAGUUGAAACAGCUGUGAUUUCAGUAAGUCAUAUUGACUCAAGAAUGCCCCGUGCCAUGAAAUAACUGCAGAGUACAGAAGUUAUAUUUUAAAUUAUAGUACUUGCACUAAAUAUAUUUUCAUCGUUUUGUCUUAUCUGCAAAAUGUAAAUGCUUUUUUUAGAGAAAAAAUAUGAAUAUUAAUAGAUUGUUUGAAAAGUAAAUAAGCUAGGGGCAUGUAAUUUCCGCGAAAAUAUUUCGAGACUAUAUGUAGCAUCGUGUGUGUUUCGUGAUUGGUUGAGUUUCUCUCAGGUACAUGUUCUACUAUUGGCACAUGAAUCACAGCAAUUUUGUACAGAAGCAAACUUGUUCUGACUGGCGAAUUCAAAAGUGCCAAUUGCUCUUACAGACGACCGCAAAAUACAACGAAGAAACUUUUGACGCGGACAUACUUUAUUGAAAUCAUGUGACAUUUACUUUGACGUCCACAUAGCUAACGAAAUAAUAUUCUGAUGGUAAGAAUUGUAAUUUUACGUUUCAUUACUUAAGAAAUGAGGCAUUCUACAGGCGUUCUACAUGCAUCAGAUUGUUGUAUUAUGUACUACCGUCCCACCCCGACUUCGCACGGAUGCAAUAUACUAAUGUGAUAUCUGCUAAGACAUUAAAUAUAAAAUACAUUGUGUUAAGAACAAUUUUUAUUUAAUUUUUUUCCUAAUGUAAGUUAUAUGUUUAAUUGGAUAAUGAUUAAUACAAUGUCGAUCAAAAUAGCUUCGUAAGUCUCACUGCGUAAGUAAACUAGAAUUAUUCUGUUGCGAGUCAUUUUUAAAUCUGUGAUAACGUCGAAGAUAUUGAAUUAUAUUAUAUGGUAAUUUUGAUCUAAAUUAAACGCCUAAGGUAACUAACAUUUAAUUUGAUAAGUUUUAAUACUAUGUCGAUCGAAAUAGCUUCUCAAAUAACUCAUAAUUUUUACCAAUUUGGAAAGAUAAAAAUGGUUAUUGCGGGUCGUCCUUAUAAGAAGGACAUAUGCUAUCUAGGACUUUCCUGUAGGCCUUUUUAGGACCUAAAAUUAUGUAGUACGCUAGUUUGAUGGUUGAAACAUGUAUGAAUCGUUGUAAGCCAUAUAAGCGCCCUAAAAGCGUUAUUUUGAAACUUUAUUAAAAAUUUCGAGAAUUCUCUCCUAUGUUUAAAUUUAACAUGAAUUUAGUAUACACAUAAACCUUCCGAAAGAAAGUCUCUAAAUGAUAGUGAAAACUUCAUCAAAAUCCACUGUGUAGUUUAUAAUAAGACAGCGAACAAACAGACAGACGUGGAUAGUGACUUUUUUUUAAUACUAUUUAUAGUUGACGCUGAUGCCAAAUGAUAUCAUCAUUUUUCUUGUGACGUCACCACACAAAUUAUUGGAGAAAUAAUUUGCUUCUGAAUAAAUAUGUUACAAAUAUAACGAUAGAAAAAAAAAAUUUUUAAAAUAAUAUUCAUCUGAAGGUCUCCCAAUUACUUUUUAAUUUACUUAUCGUGUAACUGCUUACAUUUAAUUAAUUAGCGUGUCUUGCAUAAAAUAUUAUCUUAGAUAGUUAAACUUAUCUUUAAAAUAUUUUUCGCAAUUGUGAUAAUUAAUAUUAAGCUCGUAAUUUUAGUGAUUUAUCUUGAGAGAGUACCCUAAAAGACAAGGAAACUGAAAUAAAUACAGUGAAAUAAACUUCGUUUGAAAUGCAUCAUGUAUAAAAUAUUUUGAAAAAAUUACUAAAACAAUCUGUACCUGAAUAUAGAUGGUUUCGUCACCAUUCCAAAUUACAUUUACUGGUUUGGUUUCUCUCAGAAUGUAACAAUAAGAUAAAUUUUUAUGUAAAUAUGUCAAUACAGUAUGGAAAAGCAUAUUGCAGUUAAAUAUAUAUAUUUUUAAUAUUGUGUUUUGCUCAAGAAAUAUUUGCGCUGCACACAAUAUAUUGCAGCUGAAAUUGUAAAAAAAAAAAGGGUGUUUUUGUGUAUUUUAUUUUAAUGUAUUACUACAGUAGGUUGAAUAUAAUGGACCUCCUGUCUAAAGGAACAUUGUAUUAAAUUUUAAUUCACAAACCUUUAAAAUGUUUAUACAUAUCAUAAAAAUUCAACACGCAUUUUACAUCUAGAAGUUUGAUUAUCAGGUAUUAUUGUCAGCUACAUUUAUAUUGUUUACAAAUUACUUCAAAGCUUGCAUGCAGGUCACUUGCUACCUAAUGCAAUCAUUAAGCUCUGAAAAAAAUUGUUAAACCUUUGAUUUUUACAGAAAAUUUGCUCUAAAUAAACUUCUUCAUACGUGUCUUAUUUCUCAAUAACAUGGGGAAAAAAUAUUAAAGGUAAAUUAAUAGAUAGAAAUGUUGAAUAAAUGAAAAAUUAUAAUCAAUUUUUAAUUGUGUAUUUAUUAAUACGUAAUUACUGUUUACUAAAACUAAAAAUGUGAAAACAGAACCUUUAUUACAUUUGAAAACUCAUGUGAUUUUUUUAAAAUUGAAAUAUUUUGCAUAAAAUAUAUUUUAACACUAAAUACAAAAUCAGCUGUGUAAAUAUGGGUUAUACUAGGCUAUAUUAAUAAUAUGUUGUGAUGAGUGUGCUUGUAUACAUGUGAUUAUGUACUUUUAUUCUUAGAAACAUUCCACCCACAACAAAUAUUUUUAAUGCUAAUUAUAAAUAAUGUAGAUUUAAAACAAAAAUGAAAUAAAGAUAUAUAUUUUAAAUACACUUAGUGCUUAAACAGUCAUUAUCAGAACCUGUAAAAACCUUUUCUCACCGAUAGAAGAGAUGUGUGUGCAUUAGUUGCAUUAUUUUUUGGUGGCUACAGCUGCGCACAUACUUAAUUCUCCUAAGGUUCCCC
This is a messenger RNA of Bacillus rossius redtenbacheri, 7523 nucleotides long. RefSeq names its product cytochrome P450 315a1, mitochondrial (gene sad). The coding region runs from base 1 to 1374 and encodes 457 amino acids. The transcript has 7 exons. The record is from RefSeq and is a predicted model, not a curated record. NCBI's taxonomy places the organism in Eukaryota, Metazoa, Arthropoda, Insecta, Phasmatodea, Bacillidae. Gene Ontology annotation, molecular function: heme binding; iron ion binding; monooxygenase activity.